UGCUCUCCGAUCCGAUAGCCUCCUUUUCAGUCUUGAUGACUCAGUGAUGCUACUAAGAAUACAGAUCUCGGCCCAUUGAUCCCGUUACUGCUUUCGUGGGUGACCUAAAGGCAAGCCUUGCCCGGGUGUUCUACCGACCGGAUAGCUGGUGACGUUAAUCGACUCGACCCUUGCUGUCGGCGCGGUCGCUUAUCAAUUCCCGUUGAUUCUACCAUUGCAGUUUAUCGGCCUGAAGAGAAAGGUGCUCUAGAUACCAUUUUUCGAUAUGACCCCUGCAAGAGGGAGAGGCCCAAGUCAAAGGAGUCCUCAUGUCCUGGUGACCGACUCCCGAGACCAGCAAAUUGCUCAACCCCGUCGUCGCCGUUCCCCCUCAACUCGUUUCAUCACAGUGGACAAUGUCCUCCAAUAUACCUCCGAUGUCCCCUCCAUGCAGCAGCGCCAUCCGCCCCAAGGUAUCCGCGCUCGUCCACGGUCUCGCCUCGCCUCUGCCGCGGGCGGGUUAAUAGGCACUGGUGGAGCUGGCGCCUCCGGCGGAGGAACCAGUGCAGUUAGUACGGCAGCGACAAUGGGACGACUUGCAGCUCAGCCGCGUCUGCCUCCUCGAACGACUAAAGUUAGUGAGAAGCUGGUGCUUUUGCCGGAAGCGGAAGAUAAAUUGCACGAGGAGGAGGAUGAGGAAGAAGACGAGGAGACGGUGGAUGAAGAGUUCGUGCAGAAGAUCGCGAAGGAUAAGAACUUGAAUCCGGACUCGGUGAGACAGACGUUACUGGCGCAGAAAAAACUGGACGGGGAUUUUGGCGUUGAUAAUGAUAUCGCGCCUUUGCUGGCGGAGGAAGAGUUACUGCGGAGGAGAAAGGUCGCCCCGGAGAAGGCGAAGAGUUAUGCGGAACGACUGCCCAAGGCUAGGAGAGCGGAAAAGCUGGCGCGCGUGACGGCGUAUUGUACGGCGCAGGCUUAUAAGAUGAGUUCGUUGGCUUCGUUUGUGAAGGAGAGACAUGGAGGGAGGACCAAGCUUUAUGACGAUUGUUUGUAUACGGCGUAUCAUCUGCCGUUGUUGCCGGGGUAUGAUGGUUACAGGCUGAGGAGUAGUCCGGUGGUGAAGAAGCCUGGCGGCAAGUCGCUUCUUGAUGAGGAGAUUGAACGGAAUGAGCUACGCGAUCAUCAUGAAGACUACAUGGCGGAGGCGGAGGAGCAUUCGGUGUUUGGGCGCCAUGAACAUGGCUCACCGCGACAGGUUGAUAAUGAGAUGCAUCGGCAGGCUGAGGAAGACCAUGCCGGGUCGGAUUCGAGGGAACAGCACGGCCAAGAUAAUGGACAUCCGGCUCCGACUGCUGCACCACCUUCGACGCAGCUGUCGUAUAAUGUGGCGGAAAUGUUCGUCUUCAGCUACGGAGUCGUCGUGUUCUGGAACUUUACCGAAAAACAAGAGAAAGAUCUCCUGGCUGAUUUGGCAUUUGCAACAUCGUCUGCGACUGGGACACCCAUUCCACUGGCUACCAUGCCUCUGCAGGAGGAGGACUUUGAAACAGAGGAAUUCCACUUCGAAUACUCCACUGAAAUCUCACGCCCGCGCGUCUAUAACGACAUGAUCACUCUGCGGAGCGGCGACCACAUGAUCAAGCUGGCCAUCAGUCAUGGCAUUGCGCAGAGCACCAAACUCUGCUUCUUCGAGGAAGUCAUGGCUCGCCAGAUGGCUGAGGCCAAGGACGUUCCUCGCCGUUUGGCCAUGACAGGCAACCUGGGCAUGAAGCGAGAUGAAGUCUUCCGGAUUCUGGGCAGUCUGUUCAAGAGCCGGGUUGAAGUGAACCUCUCCUCCAACAUGCUCGACGUCCCCAACUUCUUCUGGGAGAGCGAGCCAACUCUCUACCCGCUCUACAUUGCUGUCCGCGAAUACCUCGAAAUCAAGCCCCGAAUCCAAGUGCUCAAUGAACGCUGCCGUGUUUUCCUCGACCUGGCCGAGAUCCUUUCCGACUCGAUAGCCGACAACAGAACCUCUCACCAAACCUGGAUCAUUAUCGUCCUGAUCAUCAUCUCCAUCCUCGUCACCACCUCCGAAGUAUUCCUCCGUUUCGGUCUCCUCUCCGCCCGUGAAGGCGGCACCUCCACGACAAUAACCACUAUCCUCACCCGAGCUCUAGGCAAUUCUCCAGCACCGGUCUGCUCCUGCCCAGCUCCUGCUCCAGGCAUGGGUGGAUUGAAUGCGACCGGCAUGCCUUUUUGAUAAUUUCUUCCCUACCCCUUCUUAUCUAUAUACCUACCUAAUACAUAAGUAUCCACUGUUCUCUCAUCCUUACAUUCAGCAACCCUCUUUACACUGCAUUGCCUUGUUCUAUCCCCUUCCCUCACAAUAGCAACUAACCUGACCUAUUACAAAGCUUCUCCCGUAAAUGCAGACAAAAUCAGUAUACUUAUUUCCGGAUUCACCCCCCUUUCCUUCCUAUAAGUAAGAGAGAGAACGAUUUCAACUUCGUC
This is a messenger RNA of Aspergillus sclerotioniger CBS 115572, 2472 nucleotides long. Its product is annotated as RMD1 family protein. The transcript is spliced from 4 exons. Lineage: Eukaryota; Fungi; Ascomycota; Eurotiomycetes; Eurotiales; Aspergillaceae. The record is from RefSeq and is a predicted model, not a curated record. Bases 266 to 2221 code for a protein of 651 amino acids.